AUGGUAAGAUAAAAUAAAGAUAAAUCCAAAUUUUUAAAAAAAUUUAUCUAAUCUAGCCUUGCUUGCUCUUAAAAUAAUCUCAGUUUGUUCUUAGACUACAAUAUAAUCAGUGAAGAUGUUGCUGAAAUCUUGGAAAAAUAAUUAAAAAAUUUUACUGAUUUAUAAAUGUCUUUAAAGUCAUGUUAUUUAGGUAAUAUUUGUUUUACUACAUUAGUUUCUGGUAUAGCGAAUUGCACUAAUUUAAAGUCGAUGAAAUUAGAUCUUUAUAAUAACUAAAUUUAAGCAGAGGGUGCAUAUCAAUUAAGUUUAGCUAUUUAGAAUUUCGAAAAUAUUGAGACUAUCUAGAUUGACUUAAGAAGAAAUAACAUUCGUCAUCAAGGUCUUUUUAAAUUGGCUUCUUCUUUCUAGAAUUGCUAAUAUUUAUCAACAUUGAUUUUGGGACUAAAAUCAAAUAACAUUUCAGGGAAAGAUACUAUUAAAUCAUUCACUGCUUUAGCUUAGAGUAAAACAUUGAAAACUUUAGCUCUUAAUUUAAGCAAAAAUAACAUAAAUGCAAGCUGUGCUAUUGAUAUUUGUUCUGAGUUAGUAAAAAAUACAACGAUUUAGAAUUUGAAAAUUGAUUUUUCGAAAAAUUUUAUUUCCAACUUAGGACUUAUUGGCUCUUGUUAGCAUUUAUUCAACUCUACAUACAUUCAAUCUUUAGUUCUUAGAUUAUGUAAUGCAAUAAUUACUGAUGAUGGCCUCUUGUGCUUAAAAAAUACCUUAAUUUAAGGAAAAAUCAUUCCAAGCUUGGCUAUAGAUUUUUAAGGAAACAAUUUGAGCGAAUAAAGUGUUUCUGAAUUUAUUUCUUGCAUCGGAAGCACAUAAAUUUAGGUUUUUAAGCUAAAUAUUAAUGAAGUACCAAUUAAUUUAGAGUAAUCUUGCUUAGGAUUUGAUAAAUCUUAAUUUGCAAACCUAAUAAAUUUGGACAUCUGUUUUGAAUUUAACAAUCCUAAAGAAUCACAAUUAUAGCUUUUAGGAGCAGUUAUAGCUAAUCUUCCAAAGCUUUCGAUUUUAAGACUUGUUAUUAAACGCUGGGAUUAAGAAAAUUACUUUCCUUUAUUUGAUGGCAUAGCUAGGUGUAAGAAUAUCAAAACCUUUUUGAUUUAUGCCUUUCCAUAUUACUAAUAUUUUAGAGUUGCCAACGUAGAAAAGAAAAUCUACAAAAAAUUGAGAAAGAUAAAAUCUCUUGUUCACAAAUAAAUUUUGUAUAAAAAUUUAACUGAAGAAACUUUUGCUCUUUGA
Molecule: messenger RNA, 1284 nt
Organism: Tetrahymena thermophila SB210
Lineage: Eukaryota; Ciliophora; Oligohymenophorea; Hymenostomatida; Tetrahymenidae
Product: kinase domain protein
Exons: 15
Biological process (GO): activation of GTPase activity; nucleocytoplasmic transport
Cellular component (GO): cytosol; perinuclear region of cytoplasm; nucleus
Molecular function (GO): small GTPase binding; GTPase activator activity
Source: RefSeq, a predicted model, not a curated record